Molecule: messenger RNA, 5957 nt
Organism: Closterium sp. NIES-67
Lineage: Eukaryota; Viridiplantae; Streptophyta; Zygnematophyceae; Desmidiales; Closteriaceae
Source: the annotation of a GenBank genome assembly
GACAUGAGCUCCAGAAUGCACUCCGACAGUUCGGCAAAUUCUUCAAUGGCUAGUUUUCAUCAGCCCGCCAGCUAUCAUUCACCAGCCUAUUCAGGUCGAAGGAGCCGUUAUCAGGGCCGCGUGUGACGCGCGACGACUUCUUUUUUUUUACCAGGAAGAUUAUGAAGCUGAUGAGUCGCAAACUAAGUCGUGCACGCUGUCGUGAAGCAAUCUGAAUCGUUAAGGCUGCUGUGAAGCAAUCGAAGCCGUUCAGGCUAUCGUGAAGCAAUCUAAGCCGUUCAGGUUGUCGUGAAGCAAUCUUAGCCGAUCGUAGCUCAACGGACUACCGACCAUGGACGACAACGACAGGCGGUUCGGCGUGAAGGCGGGGAAGCGGCCGGUGUCCGAAUCCACGCGGAUCACUGUCUCCUCCAGGCUUGAAGAAUUCCGAAACGGGACCGAACCAGAGAUGACAUUUGAUGCGGAUCUGAGCAACCAUGACAGAGCCGUGGUGCAUCAGCUGUGUAGGAAGAUGGGCUUCGUCUCCAAAAGCCAUGGCAAAGGACCUGACCGUCGCUUGACAGUCUACCGAACCUCCAGCCGAGCCAAGUCCCCCGGGGCGCCAGGUUCGGAGGCAGCGGAUUCGCUCCCUCCCCUGACACUCUCUCCUGAUUCCGAAGCUGCUGUGCUGGCGUUGCUGCUGACUCACCCGCCUACUGAGCUGGAGAUGACGUCAGCCUUGCAGGCAGGGGGGUUUCUUGCGGAUGCUGCUGCGGGCAAGGGGAGGGCGCAAGGAAAAGGGGGGGCUGAUGGGGGGUUAGGGGGAGCUGGUGGGGGGACAGGGGGAGAUGAUAAGGGGGAAGAUGAGGAGGGAGUGACUGGGGCUAUGGCGCGGCUAGGGGUAGAGGAGGGCGGAAAGGAGGCGGAUAAGGGGGAAAAUGAGGGGAAGGCACAGGGGAAGCAGCAGGGGAAGGAGGUGGAAGGGGGGAAAGAAAAGGGGAAAGGGAAGGGAAGAGACAAGGGGAAGGGAAAGGAGGAGGAGGAGGAGGGAGGGGAUCCGUGGGUGAAGGCACAGGUCAAGGCUCUGGCUGAUAGAAUGGCUAAGAUGGUGCAGCUAAAGCCGAUUACAGAGAGGCGGCAGUCGCUGCCCAUAAUGGCAUAUAAAGAUGAGAUCAUGAGGACGAUCAGCGCCCACCAGGUGGUGCUGAUCGCGGGCGAGACGGGGUGCGGCAAGACCACCCAGGUGCCGCAAUUCAUUCUGGACCACGAGUGGGCGCACGGCAGAAGGUGCCGCGUGCUCUGCACCCAGCCUAGAAGAAUCUCCGCCACCUCUGUGGCUGAGCGGAUAGCAGCGGAGAGGGGGGAGACUAUCGGCCAAACCGUUGGGUACCAGAUUCGCCUGGAGUCCAAGGGCGGCCCCUCUACCGCCCUCUGGCUCUGCACCAACGGGGUGCUGCUCAGGCGCCUUGUGGGGCUGGGGGCUCACCUGCACAGCACAGGGGGUGCGGGAGUGCAGGGCUCAGCAGGGGGUGGGGGAGGAGGAGUGGGAAGUGGCGGAGGAGGGGGAGGAGGAGAAGGAAGUACGGUCAAGCCUGGGGUUAGAGCCGCUAUUGCCGCUGCUGUGAGGGGGUUGGCAGCAGACGUGGGUGGGGAGGGGGAGGGGGAGGGAGGAGGGGAUGAGGAGAGUGGGGGAGUGAGAAGGGAGCUAGAUGCGGACGUGGUUGCUAAGCUGGACGCCACUCACAUCAUUGUGGACGAGGUGCAUGAGCGCGAUCGGUUUGCUGACUUCAUGCUCAUCAUUCUGAGGGACAUCCUGCGUUUGCGACCCAACCUUAAGCUGGUGCUCAUGAGCGCAACCCUGAAUGCGGGGCUUUUUGCGAACUAUUUCGGGGGCUGCCCCGUCAUCAACGUCCCUGGAUUCACGUAUCCGGUGCGAUCACUGUACCUCGAGGACGUUCUUCGCAUCACGAACUACGGCAACGCCUUUGCUGACGUGGCUGCUGACGUAAGAGCUCACCAUAACACUAGGACGCAUCAUAAGGCCAUGGAUGUUGAAGAAGUAGCUGAGAAAGCAGAUGCGGGUGUGGAAAGAAAUGAGGGAGAGGGAGGGGAGAUGGAGGAAGGGGAGGAGCUGGAGGAAGGGGAGGAAGUGGGGGAGGAAGAGAACGGGGAGGAAGUGGAGGAAGGGGAGCAAGAGGAAGAGGGGGAGGAGGAGGAGGAGGAGGGGGAGGAGUUGGAGGAGGGGGAGGUGGUGAACCUGUCAGCAGAAGACGCAACAGCGAUGGAUGAGGCGAUCACCCGGGCGUGGAUAGAGGAUGACUUUGAUGACCUGAUGGAGCUAGUAGUGGCUGCCCAUGAAGAGGCUAGGCUGCAAGGAACCACUGCUGCUGCUGUGGGGAGUGCGGUAGGGAGGAGAGGAGGAGGCAGGAGGAAGGGGAGGGCUAGGAGGCGUGGUGUGACUAUAAACAUCUGUGACUAUGCGCACUCGGAGACAGGGGCCACUCCGUUGAUGGUUGCUGCAGGCAAGGGCCGGGUGGAAGAGGUGGAGAUUUUCCUCUCCAUGGGCGCUGAUGUUCUGCUGACAUCAGAUGAUGGAAGCACGGCGAUGGACUGGGCGCGCAUGUAUGGGCAUGAUGCCGUGUGCAGUGUGCUGGAGCGACAUCUGGAGGCAUUGGGAGCGCAGGGGGAGGAGGAGGGAGAGGUGCAGGGUGGUGACAUGCAGGAAGAGGGGGAGGAGGAGGCGCAGGGAGGGAGGGAGAAAGAAUUUGCGACACCUGGUGCUGCUGCCGCUGCUGCUGCUGGUAGGGAUGCUUCAUCUCCUGCUUCUGCGUCUGUGAAAGCAGCUGCAGCGAGGGUAGCAGCGCAGGAGCAAGCAGCACUCAAGUCGUACCAAGCCUCUGUGGACCACGAUGAGGUGGAUCUGUCCCUCAUCCACCUCCUGCUGACUAGGAUCUGCGUCAGCAGCGCGGAGCGACCCGCAGCACUCAAGAGCACCACUGUCUUCUCGUCCUCCUCCUCCUCCUUACAGACCCAGCAGAGGUGGAGGCAGGCUGAAGCAAUAGCAGAGCAAGAGCAAGAGGAAGAGGGAGAUGAACUCUUAUCUCUCAUUCCGCCUACUGGCAGCAGGGAGGGCAGAGAAGGCAGUGGGGCAGCACGGGGGGGGAGAGAAAAGGGAGGAAAAGACACUUCAGGAGGAGGAGCAGGGGGGGGAUCAGCAGGGGGGGAUGGGGGAGCGAGUCUGAACGGGCCAGACUGCGCAAUCCUCGUGUUCCUCCCCGGGUGGGAGGAGAUCUCACGUCUCAGAGACCGCCUUUUGGGCUCCUCUGUGUUUGGGGACGCGUCCCGCUUCCUCAUCCUGCCGCUGCACUCCAAGAUCCCCAUGAUGGAUCAGAGGAAGGUGUUUGAGCGGCCACCCAGGGGCGUGAGGAAGAUUGUGCUCACCACGAAUAUUGCCGAGACGGCUCUGACCAUUGACGACAUUGUGUUUGUCGUGGACUCGGGGCGGCUGAAGGAGAAGAGCUAUGAUCCCUACACCAAUGUGGCAACGCUGCAGGUGUGCUGGGUGUCCAAGGCCAGUGCGCGCCAGCGCCAGGGCAGAGCAGGCAGGUGCAGGCCCGGGGUGUGCUUCCACCUGUUCUCGCGCACGCGGGCUGACUCCCUGCCUGAAUUCCAGGCGCCAGAGAUCAAGAGGACGCCCCUUGAAGAGCUCUGCUUGCAGAUCAAGAUUCUGGACCCGUCCCUAGACAUCCCCUCGUUCCUCUCAAAAGCCCUCGAGCCCCCAGUACCAGCCGCCAUCACCAACGCCAUCGCCCUGCUGCAAGACAUCGGCGCCCUGGACGAGCUGCAAUCCCUCACCCCCCUUGGCGCACACCUUGGCGCCCUCCCCCUCCACCCGGUCACCUCUAAAAUGCUCCUCCACUCAAUCCUCCUUGACUGCCUCGGCCCGGCGUUAACCGUCGCUGCUGCCAGCACCUACCGGGACCCGUUUCAGAUGCCAGUGGGCUUAGACCAGAAGCAUAAGGCGCUCGGAGCGAGGCACGAGCUGGGGAAGCGUCUGGGUGGGUAUGGGGAUCAUCUGGCUCUGGUUGCUGCGUUUGAUGGGUGGGCUGAGGCGAAGGCGACGGGAGGAGGGAGGGCGGCCGAGGCGUUUUGUCGGCGGUUUUUCCUGUCGCAUGGAGGUAUGGUGAUGAUCUCGGGACUGAGGAAGCAGCUCAGGGGAGAGUUGCUGAGGAAGGGGUUUUUGGGGAGGGGGGGUGGGGGGAGAGGAGGGAGGGGGGGAGGAGGGGGAUGGAGGGGAGGAGGCAGAAGAGGAGGCAGAGGAGGAGGAGGAGGAGGAGGAGGAGGAGGAGGAGGAGGAGGAGGAGGAGGAGGAGUAGGAGGAGGAGGAGGGGCGGAUUUUAACACGGAUUUGGAUUGUGAGUGUAAUGCAAAUGGGAAGAACCAGGGGGUGGUGAGGGCAGUUCUAGCAGCGGGUUUGUACCCGUUUGUAGCCAGUCUCUUACCGAAGCAAGCCAUGGGGAGGCAGCAGGCAGUGGUAAUGACGGCCCGAGGCGAGAAGGUUCGGAUCCACCCCCACUCGGUCAACUUCCGAGCCUUGCACCGAGGCUUGGAGGUAGGUUCGGAAGUGGCUGGCACUGGGAGAAGUGAGGCGUCAUCACAGCCGUUGAUUGUGUUUGAUGAGAUCGUGAGGGGAGAGGGCAAUCAGACGAUCCGUUCGUCUACAGUCGUCCGGCCGCUGUCCCUCAUCCUGAUUGCCUCUGAGAUGGUUGUCGCUCCCUUGAAGCCUCUGAAAGAAGGAGAGGGAGACGGUGGGGAGAGGGGGAAGGUAGAAGCAGGCGAGGAUGGUGCGGGAGAGGGGCGGCGGGCGAGGAAGAGACGGCAGAAGGGGCAGCAAAUCGAGGGGGGCAUGGGGAUCGGGAGGGAAGAGGCAGAAGGGGUGGUUGGGGGAGUGGAGCAAGGGAAGGUGGAGGAGGAGGGCGAGAAGAAGGAGCAGGAGGAGGGUGGGGAGGAAGAGGAGGAAGGAGAGUACAUCUCUGGGGCAGAGGAGGAGGAAGGGGAGGGGGAGGGGGAGGACGAGGGGCCGGUGGUGAGGCCGGAUCCCAACAGCGCGAGGGAGAAGCGGCGGAGACUGCAGGAGGAGCUGAUGAGCGAUCCCAACCGUGAGAUUGUGGUCGUGAUCGAUCGAUGGCUGAGAUUCCGCGCCACGGCCAUGCUGGCGGCCCAGCUGUUCUGCCUGAGGGAGAGGCUGGCUGCUUCAUUUGCCAUCAAGGUUCACAAUCCCUCCCAGCCACUCCCCCCCCUCCAAGCAAUGACGCUCUACACAAUCGCCUCCCUCCUCUCCUUCGAAAACUACUUCCUUCCUCCUCAGCCCAGCCAAUCAGCACUCCCCGCUGGUGCCUCUGCUGGCCCCUCAGCUACAGCGGGGCCUCGCAUGGGUCCCGUGCUGCCCGGGCCUCAGGGUCCUGGCUCGGGUGGCAGGUUUGGUGGCAGGUUCGGAAGGGGCGGAAGUUGGGGAAGAGGGACAGGAUGGAGGAGAGGAGGAAUUGGGGGGAGGGGGGCAAGUACAGGGGGGGGAGGGAGAGGGGGAAGUGGGGGAGAGGGAGUAACUACAGGGGGUGGAAGAGUGCGAGAUAAUGGUGGUGGUGUUGGUGGCAGAGGCAGGGGUAGAGGUAGAGGUGGUGUAGGGUUUGGUCGAAGUGGUGGUCGGGGGCCAAGGGGGAGAACUGGUGGGUUGUAGGGUAUGACAAUGACUUUCGGAGAUGUUGCAUGUAGAAUUUUACUGAGAACGUGUUCCUAGAAGAACCCCUAAUCAAGCGAACCCUGGUCAGCCUUGGGUUCCACCAUUUCGAACUGCAAAAACCCACAUCGCGUACGGAAUGCUGUGUACAAUACUGUGCAUGUUUGAUAAGAGGCGCGCCUGUAGAAACGCACUCCAAGGCAGUGAGAAUAAAGGUCUCUCGUUGGCAAUAAACUGUGUU